CUUGUUUAUUCUGAGAUUAACCAUUGAUCGCAUGUACAGAAAGGAUGAAGCAUCAAUGCCACACAAUUUUCCUUUUUAUUUGCUAUGCUGCAGCUCAGAUCAGACUCUUAAUCGGUUUCCUUUGAUAAAUAUAUCACAUCCUUUCUGCGUUCUUAAAACAUUGAUGCCUCACACAUGACGACGUGAAUAGUAUAUUAAGUGGUUCCAUUCAAUUAUCAUUGUUCAUUCCUAUUUGUACAAAAGAACAUCUAUGGUUGCAUCAGUACUGUGGCUUAGCGCAUCUGCUUCUCAAUCGGCAAGCCCUGAAUCAUACAAUUCAUUUAUCUUAGUUCUUUAAAACUCGAUUGCUGCCUGCUCAGUUUCUGUAGUUUGAAUUUUGGAGGUGAAGUUAUGAUUCAUUAAUCAGAAAAUCUACUAGUUGGAAAGAUGAAAGGAAAAAUGAAAGGAGAGGUUUGAAAGACAGAGAACAACAACUCCCUUUCAUGUUUGUGUACUUUGGGCACUUCUUUAAUAUUAGGACAGUCUCAUUGCCUAACUAUGGAUUAGAACUUGAAUUUGGGGAUGCAACAACUACUUUUUUGUGGGUCCUUCUCCUGGUUUCCUCAUUUAUUUUUCAAACUUGGGAAAUUAAAACCCAAUGACACUUCAAAAAAUUGUGUGUAGCCUGCGCAGCAAAAAUGGUUUUGCCUAUUAGUUGAUCACAGCUGUCAGGUUGCAACCUAAAGCAAAAAGUUGCAACAAGAAAAGGACCUGGCUAAAGGAAUUGCAGCAAAUAUGUUGGUAUCUUAUUUGAAAGUAACUCUAAAGAUGCAUGCUUCUGCAAAGGUGAUGUAUGAUGCUUCUGGUGUCAGGCUCCAUGCUGGUCGCCAAGCUGAGUUACUGAACCAAAUUGUAUGCGAGCUACCUCCUGAACACCCUGUCUCUAAUUGUAGACCACUACGAGAUUCGCUUGGCCAUACACCACUUCAGGUCGCUGCAGGUGCAAUAUUAGGAUGUAUAGUAGCUUUCCUCAUGAGAAGCUCUAGUUAAAGAAUGGUAAAAGCCAAUGGCAAUUCUGCGAAUGCGAUAUGGCAGUUAGCUGGUUCAAGUUGCAACAACAGGUAGUCCUGCUUACAGAAGGAAAAUCAAACUACGCAGGGAAAGCUUACUGCCCUUUGAGUUCUCGUUGUAAUUGCUCAUUGAAUUCAUUCAUAUGUUUGGCAUUUAAGUCUAAUGUACAAAUCAUUCUCCUCACCCAGUUAUGUGUAUAAAUUAGUUUCUAAGUUGGUUCCUUCUCUUGUUUUAGAUCUUAGAUGGGGAUGGGCAUUGUCGAGCGUGAUAAUAUUAACCGUUAUUGAUCCUUAUUAUUAUGAAGUUUGGUACAAGGAGUUCUCAGCUACUGAUUCGGGGAUGAUUUCGAUCUUUUUGUUAACUUUCUUUUCUCAUCUCAAAUUUGUUCGUUAGAGAAUGUUUGGUGAAGAUUGUAAGUUAUUUUUAAGUAUUUUAUUUAUGUAUAUUUUUUAGAGAGAGAAGGAAUUUGAUUAAAAGUCUUGUUAGAAUGA
Carica papaya (papaya) is the source of this 1541-nucleotide messenger RNA. Lineage: Eukaryota; Viridiplantae; Streptophyta; Magnoliopsida; Brassicales; Caricaceae. The record is from RefSeq and is a predicted model, not a curated record.